Molecule: messenger RNA, 1635 nt
Organism: Rhopilema esculentum
Lineage: Eukaryota; Metazoa; Cnidaria; Scyphozoa; Rhizostomeae; Rhizostomatidae
Source: RefSeq, a predicted model, not a curated record
UUCUUGGUGCUCGAUUCGAAAUUUUGGUAUUUAUUGAAUUUUCUCUAAUAACGAUGUCGUGCAGCAGCGAAUCUGAAAGCGAUACUACCUUCGUGGUUGACUAUAAUCCUGUCGUAAAGUUUAUGAAUGCAUUUCCUGUUGGUUUCUUCACACCAAACGACGGAACGAUGGCCAACUUGUUUGAAGAAAUCAAACUUCAUAUUGGCAAACUUUUCGAUGUGAUCAAGAAGUGCACUGAUAUCGUCGACUGCCAUGUUGUUGAACAAUUGAAAAAGAGAUGCUAUCAAAAGACGGCCUUUAAUGAGAUUAAAAAUGCAGUUCAGUUCAUUCUCGAUCGAUUGGUGCAACUUCAUUCCUAUGCAGACAACAACGAUGUUGCAGAUUAUGUGGAGUUAUGUGGCAACUUCUUGAAACGGCUAGUGGAUGCAUGGAACAACUUUUUCGCCAGACUUUACCGAAUCAGUUUUACAAAGCACCAAAAGCGAGCCGAACGGUACUUGAAGAGACGACACAGACUGGCUGAAUGUCAAACGCAGAGUCUGCAAAUCAAAUUGCAAAAACUCGUCCUGAAGAUGAAUGGUGUCUUUCCAACUUGCAAAGUGAAGCCUGCGAUCAAGAUAAAGGAAUGCUUCUUCGAUAGCUUGUUGCUGUUCCAUCUGGCAAAACUUAAAUUCGAAGUGCAGUGCGCAGAAGAAACAGAUAGUGAGGAGGAGACACCGAAAGAUGAAGACUUGUCAAAAAGAAGGAAACUUCAAGGAAGAAAAAGAAAGAGAGCUUCCACUGAAAAUUGUUUUCAUAAAAGCAAGGAAAACGCCGAGGACAGGAAUACUUUGAACACACGAAUGGCGACAGGAAUACCCUACGGUGGCAUUAGGUUGACGCUGAAAAGAGAUGGAAGGAGAUGGGUGGCUUGUUUUCAAGAGUGUAAUACACGUCAAGUGCAGAGGAAUGAAGAUGUCACAGACAAAAAUUCAUUUGCUUCGAAGAAGUCUUCCAAAAGACGUCGUUUAAGCAGUGACAUUCAAUAGUUGUCUCUCAAAACUGUUUCAAGAAAUACUGUUUUUAAAGACAUUUAGAUGCUUAAUUUAGACUUCUGUAUUGCUGUUUGAGGUACAUAGAUGUGGACAAAUCUAACCAUGAUGUUGCUGUUGUCCUCUUUAAAAAUUGUUAAGGUUGAAAGGCAGCUUUAUGUGUCGCAAACUUCAAGUAGCUGAAAUGCGUUCACAUUCAGAAGAAAACCGUGCAGAUUUUUACACGGAAAGGAAUAUGUUUUCUUAUUCAGCAGAAUAUAAAUUUUCACAUUCAACAGAUUAUUUCCAUUCACAUUCAGCAAAACAAUUGAUUGUCAUUCAUGCUAAAAUUAUUCAUUCGGGCAACUAUGAAAAAUCCCAUUCGGUCUGAGGCAAGAGGCAAGAACGACUGAGGCAAAUUAUAAGGGAAGAAAUUGUCAGAAUAACUCAUGUUCCUACAAGUUGAUAUAAUGUUUUCGCUAGAACUGAUUGGGAACGCUGCCAGGACGACCGCAAACGAGUGUCGCAUUAAGGAUCUGGCGUAACUAGGCCGAGUUUAUUGAGCCCUAGCGUAAGCGCUCCGAAGUGCAUCGACAUCUGCCUUUAUCAACAGAUAUUUUGGUAU